Messenger RNA from Alnus glutinosa, 895 nucleotides. RefSeq names its product LOB domain-containing protein 31-like. Gene Ontology annotation, biological process: positive regulation of DNA-templated transcription; hormone-mediated signaling pathway. The coding region runs from base 71 to 673 and encodes 200 amino acids. Gene Ontology annotation, cellular component: nucleus. Lineage: Eukaryota; Viridiplantae; Streptophyta; Magnoliopsida; Fagales; Betulaceae. The record is from RefSeq and is a predicted model, not a curated record. The transcript is spliced from 2 exons.
GAUCUGUCUACCCCACAAACUUAAACUCAGAAAGAAGCUAAUCUCUGUGGUAAAGGAGAAAGGGAGAGUAAUGAGUGCAAGCAACGGAGGUGGGCCUUGUGGCGCCUGCAAGUUCCUGAGGCGUAAGUGCGUUAGCGGUUGCAUAUUUGCGCCCUAUUUUGACUCGGAGCAAGGUACUGCUCACUUUGCUGCCGUUCACAAGGUGUUCGGCGCUAGCAAUGCCUCCAAGCUUCUCUUGCGCAUUCCAGCACACAAGCGCCUCGAUGCCGUCGUUACUCUUUGCUAUGAGGCUCUUUCUAGGGUUAGAGACCCCGUCUAUGGCUGUGUCGGUCACAUCUUUACCCUCCAACAGCAGGUGGUGAAUUUGCAGGCCGAGUUAGCAUACGUCCAGGCCCGUCUUGCUACGCUGCAACGCCUUCCUCCGCUGCCUGUACCUCAAUCUCAGAGCUCAUCACCUACAAAUCGCCAUUCCUCAUCAGAUUUGGCAUCAUCCAGCUUUAACCUGUCCAUGCAUUUUGAUCCUCUGCAACCGCAACCAACAUCAGCAGAAUUAGCGAGUUAUUUCAAUCCGGUGGAUGAAGAACUCGAGGAUAAUGAUGUCCAAGCAUUGGCUAGGGAAAUCAUCUCUAGGUACUUGCCCGGAGUAAGAUUCCGGGCUUCAAGUCCUCACUAGAUUUUUAGCUCUCUGAUCUAUUAUUGUAUCUUUUAAUGAUGGGUUUUUUUGGGGGUCCAGUGGAAUUGUGAGUCAUCAGCAACUACUCCAUCGCUCGUUUUCUCAGCCUAAACUAUCAUUCCCAAUGUAAUGACCAAAGGAACUUGGACUACUUAUUGAACUUCGAAUGUUUCUGUAAAUUAAAGCUCAAGCAAGAGAGUAGUUAACCAAUUAAGUUCCACA